Molecule: messenger RNA, 2703 nt
Organism: Leptopilina boulardi
Lineage: Eukaryota; Metazoa; Arthropoda; Insecta; Hymenoptera; Figitidae
Product: zinc finger protein 846-like
Exons: 4
Coding region: 370-1389 (339 amino acids)
Cellular component (GO): nucleus
Source: RefSeq, a predicted model, not a curated record
GUGUUAUAUAUCUAUAUAUAUACCGUAUAUACUCCGAUAUAUAUAACCUGAAUAUAAUAAUGUAGUUUAUCCAAAUAAAAUUCUAGUUUGUUGUUUAAAAAAUCUUAAUUAUUAUAAUUUAAAAAUGUACUUAAUAUCAGCAUUAAUAAUUUUUAACAUUCCACAAGUGAAUAAUGUAAAUUUUCAUAUUAUUGCCAAACAAUAAAUGAAAUAUAGUCACAACGAUUAAGGUUAUGUAAAUCUUUCUGCAAACAAAGGAAAAUUUAAUAAUUCCAAUUUGAAUCUCAAUGUUUCUAAUUAAUUUUAUUUGUGAAAUGUUGAUUGCUUUCAAUAGUUGAAUGCUUUGAAAAUAACUAAACAUCUCAAGCUAUGUUUGGUUCGGUGCAAAUAAAGCAAGAAUAUAAUAAUCCAGAGGAUAAUCAAAAUGGUACAAGCGUGCAAAAUAACUUUGAAUAUUCUUCAUUCACUAGUCAGGAUGUUGAGUACAUAUAUCGACAAUUACCCCAUUUUUGGAGUCAAACACAAAUGCCAAGUGUUCAAUUUUGUGAAGGAAAUCAAUCAAAGCAUGACGUUCCUUUUCGCCAAGACAUCCAUCCACAUGAUUCGCAAUCUCAGUUCGCGGUGAUGAAUUAUCUACAUCCAUUCCCAAUGAGCCAGUCAGAAUCACAACAACAACAACAACAAUCAGCACCACCACCACAAUCACAACCAGUGGUGAGUGAAUCGAAUACAAUUGGAAUCACAAAUAAUUCUGAACUCUCACAAUCGCCCUCAUCAGUGAUAAAGCGUACAGCAACUAGUCCAACAAAUAAAUCGUCUUCCUCAACUGAUUCCAAUUCAAAAAAAGCCAAGUGUCAUUGUGAAAUUUGUUUCAAGGAAUUUGGACAUAAAUCAAAUCUUUUUAUUCACAUGCGCACACAUAAUGGUGAACGUCCCUAUAAGUGUCCCCAAUGUGAUAAGUGUUUUACACAUAGUGGCAAUUUGGCAAUUCAUAUGCGAACACAUUCAGGUGAAAAGCCAUAUGCAUGUCAAAUUUGUGGCAAAAUGUUUAGUCACAGUGGUAAUUUAUCGACGCAUUUGCGAACGCACUCGGGAAUAAAACCCUAUAAAUGUAAUGUGUGUUCAAAAGAAUUUCGUCACAGUGGUAAUUUAUCGAUUCAUGAACGUAUACAUUCGGGAGUUAAGCCAUUUCAAUGUAAAUUAUGUGGCAAGGAAUUUUAUCAUAGUGGCAAUUUAACGACACACAUGAAGAAACAUCAAAACGAAGAGGGAUUAUUGCCACGCGAUGAUAUUGGUAAAAAUUCCGAUGUUCAAGAGGAAGUGAAUCAAGAUUCCCUGAGACCCCUACCCGAGGGAGGUAUUCAAUGUGACACUAUUAAUAGUAUUUAGAUAAUUAGUACUUUAAAUGGAGAUUUUUUGCAGAUAAAAAAACAGCUUUCUUUCUUUUUUAUUUCUAUGCUUCAAACAGGAAGACGUAAAUUAAAUUCAGUUUCAUGUGAAGGAAAAUUUGUCAAUGCAUUUGUUAUCGUCAUUGAAAAAAUUUUUGAACCGCAUAAAUAUAUUCCGUAAAAAUCAUUUUCAUUUGUAUGAAUUUCAUUUGAAAGAGUUUCUUUUGAGAAUUUUCGAAAAUAAAAAAUUAUAUUAAAUAAGAUUUCGUUUACAAAGAAAGUGUAACUAAUUCGAAAAAAAUGAAAAUUCUUAAAAGAAACUCUAUCAAAUGAAAUUCAUAUACAAAUGAAAAUAAUUUUUACGAAAUAUUCAUUGCGCCCAAAAUUUUUAACUAAGAAAAAAUUCUAAUUUAAAAAAUACAGAUUUCCUAAAUAAUAUAGAAAUACUAUUUUAAAUAAUAUAGUAAACAAAUCUAACUGCUGUAUUAAAAAAAAAAGUGUUUUUUUUACCUUCUUUUACACAAUUUGAACGAAGCUGAAGUACACAACGUUUAUGAUAAACGAUUUUUAAAGAAAUUUUUUAAAAUGAAAAAUUUUAUAAUUUUUUGCCUAAAAAAUAUUUUUUUAUAAUCUAUUGAUUAAUGAAAACUACAAGAAAUAUUUUUCAGGCGAAAAAUUAAAGAAUUUUUCAUUUUAAAAAAUUAUUUUUUUAAAAAUCGUUUAUCAUAACAUGUUGCCAACUUCAGCUUCGUAAUUUGACGAUUAUUCGUGCAUUUACAUAUUUUUAAAACAAUAGAAAUAAAAAAAAAGAGAAAAAGAAGAAUGAAAAGAUUAUCGCGUGAGCCGAAAUAAAAAAUCGAUAUAUUUACCCAUUCUUUUAACCUUAUUUUCGAAACUUAAUUAUAGAAAAAAACUUUUUUGAAAAUAUUUUCUUUUAACAUCCAAAAUCACACGAUUUCUUUUCCUUCUUAUGUAUAAAUAGUUGAUACAUACAUUAAUUUAUUUUCAUUUCUGUUUUAUUUCCCCUUUUCAUUAAAUAUAUAUAUAUUCGUAAACUUUUAUAAAUAUAGAUGAUAAAAAAAAAGUUUAUCGAUAAAAAAAAAAAUUGUUGCAACUAUAUUCAAGAGUAAAUUUUGUUUUUUUUUGUUAAAUAUAUUCUUUUAUAUUUAUUAAUGUAAACAUUCAUUAGGCCAUGUUCAAGUCGAAGGGAACUGUAAAAAUAGAUAGAGGGAUUAAUAUUUAUCCUUGUAUUAUUCUUUUAAGAUUAAAUAUAAAUAUAUUUAUAAAAAAUAGAGAGAGAGCGAGAGAUUUUGCU